AUGGCUACACGAAGUCUCUAUGGUAAACCGCGCUUUUGCUCAUUUGCAUCACGAUCUUGUCAACGGUUUCGUUUCAAUUAUAGAGCAAAGAAUCUCAUGAAUCCCCCCCGAAUGAAUGAGGAUGAACUGUUCUCAUAUUCCUCGGGUCGGUUUCUCUAUAACGAACAACUACGUCUUCUUGAACGACAUGUGCUAUUUGAUGUUGCUGCACUUGGCAGUGCUAUCGCAAAGCAUGUCGGCCAUGGGAAGGUCAAAAGCAUCGUCAAAUUGAGUGAAGGUGGUUUCAACCGUGUGUUUCUAGCCACCAUGGAAGAUGGAUUCCGGGCAAUUGUCAAAAUCCCAUACCGAAUAUCCGGCCCAAAGACAUAUGCAACCGCGAGUGAAGUCGCAACCUUGACGUUCCUUCGCUCCAAGGGGUUUCCAGUUCCUGAAGUCUAUGGUUGGUCUUCUACAACAGAAAAUCCAGUUGGCGUGGAGUACAUUAUUAUGGAACAUGCGUCAGGGGUUGGUGCGGAUACUCGCUGGUUCGACACGACAAAAUACCAGAAAAAGGCACUGGUAACCGGCAUUGUCGAUCUUGAAAAAAAGCUCUUCAAUAUACCAUUUGCUUCUAUUGGCAGUCUCUAUUUCAAAAAAGACCUCCCUCGUGAAUGGCAGGGCCAAGUAUACCAGCCAGGCACACCAGAUGAGCACCGGGACUCCGAGACCUAUUGCAUUGGGCCCAUUGCUGACUACAUGUUUUGGUAUGGACAACGUGCGAAGCUUGGAUUGGAAAGGGGGCCUUCCACUGGAAUGCGACUUCCACACAAUACCAUUUUCCCUGGGGUCAAUUCUCCCGGGGAUUAUUUAGAACUCCUUCAGAAGUAUCUGGCAAUUGCUCCUUAUCUCCUUCCAAAGGAUCCCGGGGAUAUCUUGAAUCAACCUACUCUUCGCCAUCCUGACCUUACUUUCAGCAAUGUCUUUGUUUGUCCAGACACAUUCAAUGUCACCUGUAUUAUCGAUUGGCAACACACAAUUGUUGCCCCAUUGCUUCUUGCCGCCGGUUAUCCAAAGCUAUUUGAGAAGCCUGAUCCUGAUGAGCCUUCAACAGAGCUAGUCCCGCCGAAAUACCCAGACGGCUACGAUGCAAUGAGCCCAGAGGAUAAGGCCCAAGUCGACGAGCUAAUCCGGCGUCAAACUUUUUUCUAUCUUUAUCGUGUCUUCAACGGGGGACUAAAUAAAGUGCAUCUCAAAGCUCUACAGGAUCCCUUAAUUCUAUCACGUCAGCAUCUAGUGGAUCUUGCGGGCCGACAAUGGUCAGGUAACCUCAUGACAUUGCGAGGGGCUUUGAUACGCAUGCGUGACAUUUGGCUUCAUGUCCCGGGAAAGGAUGAAAAACCCGAGUGUCCUAUUGGAUUUUCGGAGCAAGAACUCACAGAGCAAUCUGAGAAUGAGCCAAUGUGGUAUAACUUGAAUAAACUCGUUGAUCACUGGCGUGAUGAACUAGGGGGGCUUUCAGAGGAAGGAUGGGUCCAGACUGAACAGUACAACUAUGCAGUUGAACAAAACAAAGCCCUCCAAGUAAAGUUUUCUGAAGGUGGAAGUGCAGAUGACCUUGAGAGAAUUAAACGUGGGUGGCCUUUUCAGGAUCAUGAGGAGUUCUUUUGA
Molecule: messenger RNA, 1647 nt
Organism: Penicilliopsis zonata CBS 506.65
Lineage: Eukaryota; Fungi; Ascomycota; Eurotiomycetes; Eurotiales; Aspergillaceae
Exons: 4
Coding region: 1-1647 (548 amino acids)
Cellular component (GO): mitochondrion
Source: RefSeq, a predicted model, not a curated record